This is a messenger RNA of Wyeomyia smithii (pitcher-plant mosquito), 6987 nucleotides long. RefSeq names its product mitogen-activated protein kinase kinase kinase dlk-1 (gene wnd). The transcript has 8 exons. The coding region runs from base 1359 to 4700 and encodes 1113 amino acids. The record is from RefSeq and is a predicted model, not a curated record. NCBI's taxonomy places the organism in Eukaryota, Metazoa, Arthropoda, Insecta, Diptera, Culicidae. Gene Ontology annotation, molecular function: ATP binding; JUN kinase kinase kinase activity. Gene Ontology annotation, biological process: protein autophosphorylation.
GCUGGUUUAGUUCUCAUUCAAAUCGCUCCCCGUGCAGAACGGCCGUAAGCAGCCAACCAGCCUUUCACGUGUGCGGUUGUCGGUAGUGUAACACCCUUCAACCACCCCUCGACUUAAAGGGCACCAAGCAAGUGUAAUUUAAAUUCACCACCCACAUAAACGGUCAACAUUGGUCGGAAGAGUAAAAAUAACUGCUUUGAGGAAUAUCCUACUAGACACAAGGAAGCUUGCAUAACUCGUGAUGAAGGACCACGGAUGAAUGUAACUUAUGUUGUGUGAUUAGUGGUGGAGUGGGUUGCAAUGCUGUGCCGCCAUCUUGGCUCCCAUAGCUAACCGAAGAAAGAGUGGAUGUUGCGUUAUGUGCAUGCAGUGUAGAUCGACAUAAAUGGGGAUGAUAGUGCGGUUGGCAGCGAAACAAAAAAAUAGCACUAAAACGAGGGCUAAAUAUUUUCAUUUAACUGGCGAAACGUUAGCUGUAGGUUCACAAAAGUGCUGUUGGUGAGAGCAAAGGGAGUUGGCAACCAGUCGAAUUUGCGUAUAGUUACAGUUUCCUUGAGGAAAACGCCAAAAGUGUCUAAAAGAAAGGCGAAAAGUGCAAGUAGCCGCGGUGUCUACCCAAGAGUGAGGUUAUCGAUUUUCUGCCGCGUAAGGCGAAGAAAAGUGGCUACAUGAGAUAUUGCAAAAAGGGUGCUUGUGUAAUUUUCGUAGGCUCGCUGAAAGCGGCUCACUUUACACAAAUGUUGCAAUAAACCUAAUCAAAGGAGCCGAAUCGGUCUGUAUAAGAUUUCAAUUGGAAAGGAAUAAAAAGGUGCAUGUUUUUGUGUGUGAGGGGAAAAUGCGAAAUGGUUACUGGUUUACGCGUUGCACGUGAAAGGCACAAAGGAAAAAUAAUAACGCCGCUGCUUCCCGUCGCAACACUGAACAGCUCAAGCGUGUUGCCAUCUUCACGCGAACGUGUGUGGAUUUUUGCUGUUGACUAAGCCAGCAUUAUCUACUUGCAGUGGCACAAUUCUAUCAUCUUGAAAGCGUCAAUUCGUCAUGUCAUGAAAAUCAAAGGAAAAGAAAUCAACACUUACAGUGCGUGUUUCACUAGUUAAAAAAUGCCGCAUCGUCCGGUUGAAUCGAUGUUAUUUAUGGGCUCGCGUCCUUCCGCUUAGUAAAUAAAUAUUCGCGUAAUUGAUCACCGCAGUGCAUUUAGGUGGUAUUUUAAGGCAACGAAGAAAAGUGUAACGAUGAAUUAGCUGUUUUAGUUCAUUCAAAAGUGUCAGAACGGUUUAUUACUAAAAGAGAACAUGCACUCGAAAUGUACUGGGUGUUUAAAACUAUCUUAAACAACAAGAAUAGCUCUGCCGAAGAAGAUGCGUCCCUUCACGGGAUCGCAAACAAGUUUAAGAACUAGUGAGCCAACAACGACGCCAAUACCAAUGGAUUACGGAUCUGACACCAGAGCGACGACCAGUCGUCAGACGGGACGAAUUGAGGAUUAUGGACCCCUGAGCACAUCGUUGCAAAAUCUGGCUCAGGACGAACCGGACAAUCUAAGGAAAAGCAUGAUGUCAAUCCAAGAGGAGCUCGGUCAGAUGGGCCUCCCGAACGACCAACCGCCGGCGUAUUCGCAAGCAAUCGUCGGCGACGAUGCCAACAACACCGACAGCAGUGUGGACAACAGCAACAUGUGCCAGAACGGGUGGCCCAACAUGCCGGGCGGGAUCCCGGGUGUAGCGAACAAGCCGGCCGGUUGGAUAGACAAUUUGUUCGGUUGCAUGCGGCCGGUGUUAUCGCUUAUCAACAAAGCUCCACACCUGAUGGAGAUGAAGAGCAAACAGACUGACGAUUGGGAAAUUCCCUUCGAGGCAAUUACCGACUUGGUGUGGCUCGGCAGUGGCGCUCAAGGUGCUGUCUUUCGGGGCCGACUGCGUAAUGAGCUGGUUGCGGUUAAAAAGGUUCGAGACGUGAAAGAGACUGACAUAAGGCACCUGCGAAAGCUGGAUCACGAGAACAUUGUCAAGUUCAAAGGGGUUUGCACACAGUCGCCGGUGUUUUGUAUAAUCAUGGAAUGUUGCCCCUUCGGGUCGCUGCACCAAAUCCUGGCCGACGGUAAGGACAUCAUAUCGCCUAAUCGGUUGGUAUCCUGGUCGCAGCAGAUCGCUUUGGGCAUGCAGUACCUGCACUCGCACAAGAUCAUCCACCGGGAUCUCAAGAGCCCAAACAUUCUGAUAGGUGAGGGCGAGGUAAUCAAAAUCAGUGACUUUGGUACCUCACGUGAGUGGAACGAAAUUAGUACAAAGAUGAGCUUUGCUGGUACGGUGGCCUGGAUGGCACCGGAGGUGAUCCGAAACGAACCCUGCAACGAAAAGGUCGACAUCUGGUCCUACGGUGUUGUUAUGUGGGAACUGUUGACUGGUGAAGUGCCAUACAAAAAUGUAGAUUCGUCGCAGAUCAUCUUCGGUGUCGGCAAUAACUCGCUUUAUCUGCCCAUUCCGGCCAGCUGUCCCGAGGGUUUCAAACUUCUGCUCAAACAGUGCUGGAGUCCGAAACCCCGCAACAGGCCAUCGUUUAAGAUUAUUCUUACCCAUCUGGACAUUGCGGCGCAAGAGCUCCUGCGCCAAUGUACUGCAGAACAAGACUACUACAACACUCAACUGUCAUGGCGAGAAGAGAUUCAAAAUCAUAUGCAGAAACUCACUACCAAUGGGAUGAAUAUACAGAAAUACGAACAAGAUCUGAUUAAAAAACGAAAGGACGAGUGGAAGCAUGCCCAGGACAUCCGAAAUAUCUACGAAAGAAAGUUGGAGCGGGCCAACACCAUGUACAUGCAGUUAUGCGCGAUCUUCGCGCAACUCGAGCAGAAGGAACGGGAGAUUGCAGAACGUGAAAAGCAACUGCCUGGCUAUAAACCGCGCAAAUGUAACAUCUUGAAGCGCAAUGGUGACAAAGGAAAUAGAAAGCGUGUUCCAUUCGGCUUUCAAACAACGAUGCCAGUCCCGAGCUACCUUCAGAACCAGCAGCAGAUUUAUGGAACGCCGGUCGUUCCCGGUGAAUCAACGACACCCAGUCCGUCUUCUCCAACCCAAAAUAGUCCUAUGAAGGCAACCUUGUAUGCUCAAUUAGACGGUAAUACUCAUAACCCCAAAUCAGUGGUCAUCAUUCCUCCGGGUGUGACUGGGUCCGGUUCGACCUCGUCGGGGCGGGCUAAAAAGUUUCGCCAUCGACGCGUCGGCUCUGGAACGUUUAAUUCCCCUAAAUCAAGUCCUAAUCGAGACCGACGAGUUCAGAGCGAACCGGAUACAAGACAUGCUCGGUUUGUCGAUACGGAAACGCAAACUGAUGCGAUGGAUAUCAGUGAGACUGAUGCAAGCCCUAGUCCAAAUGUUGCCACCAAGCGCCUGUCCAUGAGCUUACGAGAGGAAGAAGAAGAGCGGGGUAAAAUGCUUGAACUAGCAAUUGACUCUGCACCAGCCAUAAACCAAGCGUACCGGUGUGGAAAACCACAGUCCGAGGACGACGGAGAAGUGCCUGAAGACGAAGAGAACGGAAACUCUAUCUCCACUAUGACGAACAGUCGAAGUAGCGAUAUGCUAACGAGUAGUCAACAUCAACAACAGCAUCCUGAUCCUGACGACGAUGCCGACGACGAUGAGGACGAUGACGAGGAUCAGCGAGUGGUUUGCUCAAGCCCGGACCCGAUUAUGGAUGCAAUGAACAGUAACGAGCGACUGGAUCGUGAUUGUAGCGACGAUGAUAAAAUUGAUACACUCGAUAGGAAACUGAGCUUCAUCUCCGAGAAACUGCAGCAACAGAGUGUCGGUGGCAGUGGGAACAAUCACGUACAGCAAUUAGCUGACUAUAAUAAUAUUCUAAACGAUAAUAAUGUGACGAUUUAUCGAUGCAAUACAAUGAAACAUAACGGUAGCAUUGGCAAGGCUGGGAAAUGCACGGAUAAUGCGAUAUUAUUGAAGCACCCAAAUGCUGGUAGUAACUUGCAUGCUGGCGGUAGCGCUGUCGGUGUGUAUAUGUUUAGUGGGAAUGGCACCCCCGAAAAGCUUCCACAUCUUUCAGCAAGACAGGUUAUCCAGGACGAGGAAAAGUGCAGCGAUAGCUGGACCGAUGAAGAAGGGGAAGAUCCGAUCGAAGCGAACAAUUAUGCGCUGCGACGAAAAAGCAUUGGUCGUCUGCCGAUCAAGCGCGGACGCCGUUGUAAGAUUUUAUCAAGUGUUGGAUCGGUCCCUGGAGCUGCAGUAACAUCCCAAUGCUAUCACCCAACGUCGCCAUCGAUUGGGUUGACCAUUGGUGGAGGUGCUAACAUUAGCCUGGAUGGGAUGUCUCCGUUAGCGGGUGCUUCUUUGCCGCCGGUUGCUAUCAGUCAUACAAACCAAGCCUCCAGUUUGACGAUUUCGGAUGAGGAGAACACCUCCGAGUACAGCCAUUCGCCGUCGAGCCAACGAUCGACACUUGAGAGCAAUCCAGAGCUACCGGCCGUAAUCAAGCGGCAAAAUCAUCGUACCAGCACCAUUGGUAAACAGCAGAUUAUGCAGAAAAGCACGACUUCGGCAAAAGAUACCGAUGAUGAUGAUGACGACGAUGGGGAGCUUGAUUCCAGUGAUUCGAGUUCUAGUUCGGAUGAGGACAACAAUGCCGUUGGGUUGGCGACUGAGAAUUCGGGUGCAAACAAAGACGUAGAGAAUGGCAAUACGUAUUAAGUGAAACGUACGAGAAAUUGUGAUUAUGGGAGAUCUAUUGAAAAAAAAAAAUUGUUUGAGAUUAGUUUCAUUUCUGGAUUUGUUGGUACUCGUGAAGCAAUAUUAUGUUUAGAAGCAUAAAGAAGGGGAGUGUACCUAUUCGAUCAGUUUUUCGUUUUGUUUAAAAUUUUCGUUAGCUUUAAGUUUAAUAUUACGGUUUCGGUCCUAAGGAGCGAAUCCUUUCUUUGUUCAGCCCGUUUCAGCAUUGUGAAAAAAGACUUUAAUUUAUAAUAAGCGAGAUAUUAUUACAUAAAAAUUCCAUUAUUAUACAUUAAUAUACAAGGCGAACUAGGUUAUGAAUAGGAAUCUUUUGAUUGAAAUGAGCAGGAAUUAUCUUUACGUAAUUCGUUUAAAUUAAGCUAAGCCAAUAGAAGACCGGAGUGUUGAAAUACGGCUUCAUAUAUACCUCUUCGUGUAAAUUUCCUAUUCUCUGUUAACCCCAAUAAGUAAAUUAUUGUUUCUUUUACAACCUUGAGUCUAUGAAGUGAUAAAAUUGAAAAUGUCGCCGUUUUUUUUGUAUAAGUUGAAAACCCGAAUGGAUGUGAGUGAUGUAAAAUAAUAAAUAAAAAAUUACUAUUAAUAACGUGAAUUAUUAUGUAAACAACUUCGUCCAACGCCGUGAUUUAAGAUACAGCCGAUUUUCGUUGCCAGUCUUGUUUUAAUUUGUCUGUACCUUUUUUUUGUUUAAAUAUCAUGUACCACAGAAAAUUAGAACAUAGCGCAGCAAAUUAAUUGUCGUAUUACAACCAAACAAGACAUUGUUGCAAUAUUUAAAGUGUACCUGUGCAGCUUAAAAGUUAACACAAAAAGCGUAAACCAAUCAAGCAUGUGGUCGAUAAAAAAUAGCAACAACAAAAUUAAUCGAUCUGCCUAGUUUCUUGUAUUAAUUCUUCUGAAAACGGGUCACAUGCCAAUACAGACAACUGAUUAAAUAGGCUGAUUGUGAGUUAGCUUCUAUACGUUCAAUGGAAAAAAAGGAACUAUUUUUGGAGCAGUAUUCUUGGUUGCAAUUUUCGAUUGCCAAUCAAAUGGUACGCCGACAAAACACUUUAGAAUUGAUAAUAAUAAAAAAUACCAAAUCAGUAUAUAUAAUAGAAGGGGUCUACUACGAAAGGCUGAAACUCAAAAGGCUGAAACACGAAAGGCUGAAAUUCGAAAGGCUGAAAUCACGAAAGGCUGAAAACUACAUAAGGCUAAAAACACGAAAGGCUGAAUCACGAAAAGCUGAAAAUCAUAAGGCUGAAAUUUCCAAAGUUCAUUUCUAAAAGAACACUCGCGGCCUACGGCCGACUCGAUUGUCCGAGAUGUAUGCUGUCCUUACUCGCUAUCGCUCGUUCGGACUAAACUAGGGGAUCACCCCUACGAGUCAGUAGACCUAGGAAAACGAACGAACCUAUACAGAGGUGAUUUCUGCGGGGGGGCUGCCCCCCCGCAGUGGCCGGCGCUUCCGACGGCGGGUCGCCGGCGCACACUCGCGGCCUUCGGCCGUCUCGCCCUGAAUCAUCUAGAAAACGUGUACAAGAGUCAAGUGUGUAUAGAUUCAAAUCUUGCCGAAAAUUAAUUUUCCAUUGCACAAACCAAUUAAUACUCAAACAUUGAACUCUGUCACUUAAUAAAGGUUUGUUAUCCAUGUGUCCGAAUUUUUCAACGAUUAUGAUUCAAGUUACAAAAGUUUCAGCCUUUCAUGUUUCAGCCUUUCGUUCAUGCAGCCUUUUGUGGUUUCAGCCUUCUGUGCAUUCAGCCUUUCGUUAUAAAACAUACUUUUCAGCCUUUCGAGUUUCAGCCUUUCGGGUUUCAGCCUUUUGAGUUUCAGCCUUUCGUUACUAACCCUAAUAGAAGUCCUAAAUUUGGCAAUCCUCCAACCUGCGCGCGCAUGUUUUGAUGUUAUUCCAAACCAAUCUAUAUGAACUGUUUGGCGUUGAAAAUUAUGAGUGGAGUUCAUCAAAAGUAUAAAUCAACGUUUUUCAACAUCUGCGUUAGUUAAUAACCCAAAUUGAGCUGUACUAAAAAAAACAACAAAAUUAUAAAACGACUCCUACGUAUAUACAUAAUUCAAAUUGUAUCUUGUAUGAGUAACAUUGCUGAAACACAAAAAAUCGUGCAAUGCCUAAAAAGAUGAAAAAGUUCACGAAUUAUGUAAUACAAUUUUACUGUUAUAUGCUUUGGCCAAGUUGGACAACGCAAAUUGCGGAAACGUGAAAAUAAAUAACCUGCAAAUAAAACACCAAUCUUUUGCUUUUUCCUGCAA